Molecule: messenger RNA, 2684 nt
Organism: Ixodes scapularis (black-legged tick)
Lineage: Eukaryota; Metazoa; Arthropoda; Arachnida; Ixodida; Ixodidae
Product: kinesin-like protein KIF2A
Exons: 15
Coding region: 390-2480 (696 amino acids)
Biological process (GO): microtubule-based movement
Molecular function (GO): microtubule binding; microtubule motor activity; ATP binding
Source: RefSeq, a predicted model, not a curated record
GACGAAAGCCGGCAACGCGAGUUUAAAUGUUCAAAUUCUGCCGCCCUUUAGAUCAGCUGCUUGUAAACGUUGUGGCAACGGGCAACGGUCGUGGGAGUCGUGACGUCACAUCUUUUAUUCGCCAGGUUCUCCUGAUGACGCCCCUGAUUGUCCAUCCAAUUAACGAAUAUUAACUCCGUUAAUUCUUUCCUGUCCGCCCGGAACGAGGGAAACAGGAGUAGUUUUCCUCCCUGCGUUUCGUUUCGACGCGGACCGUUCAGUCGAGAAGACAGUCCCGCACCUGACAACAUCUACAAAAGCCGUGCCGAUCGGGACCCAGCCAACCCAGCGGCAGUUGUCGAUGUGUUAGGAGAUUAUUUAUUUGUGAUUGUCGACCGGCCGCCUGACACAUGGCAGCGAUGACGGGGGGCCUACAGGUCGGAGCCAGCGUCGACAUCCAGCGCACCGACGGGCGCAUCCACUCGGCGACCGUGGUGAGCCUGGACGUGCCCAAGCAGGUGAUGGUGGUGGAGUGGCACGAGAGGGGCGAGACCAAGGGCAAGGAGCUCGAGUUCAGCACGGUGUACGCCCUCAACCCCGGCCUCCAGGACACCAACCGCAACUCCAUCAAGAAGCCGGCCCGGUACACACAGCUGCCCACGGCGCGGAGCGGGACGAUGCAGGAGCGGCGCAGCGUGGCCCGGCCGGCCCUGCAGCAGAAUGGGGCUGCCAGCAUGGGGCCUCCCACGGCCCUGCCCACAGCAAAGUCCAGCUCUGGCCUUGCCUCCCUGGCAGAGAAGAACGGCGUGUCUACGCGGCAGCAGCAGGCAGCGCAGCAGCAGCAGGCGGCACAGCAACAGGCCGGGGCGGACCUGGCGAGCCGACGGCGCACCAACGUGGUGAAGGAGGUGGACCGCAUCAAGAAGCAGAGGGACGAGCGGCGGGCACGGCAGCUGACCCAGAUCGAGGAGAAGCGGGAACGCAUGAACGUGGACCCGGGGAACCCCAACUGGGAGUUCCUCUCUAUGAUCAGGGAGUACCGCUCGCAGCUGGACUUUCGGCCCCUGUCCAUGAACGACCCUGCCGAGGUGCACCAGAUCUGUGUGGCCGUGCGCAAGCGCCCCCUCAACAAGAAAGAGCUCGGCCGCAAGGAGGUGGAUGUGGUGACUGUGCCCAGCCGGGACGUGAUGGUGGUGCACGAGCCGAAGCUGAAGGUGGACCUGACAAAGUUCCUGGAGAACUCAAGCUUCCGGUUCGACUACGCCUUCGACGACACGGCCAACAACGAGCUGGUCUACAAGUACACGGCCCGGCCCCUGGUGCAGACCAUCUUCGACGGAGGCAUGGCGACGUGCUUCGCGUAUGGGCAGACGGGCAGCGGCAAGACCCACACGAUGGGUGGAGACUUCUCGGGCCGCACCCAGGACUGCUCCAAGGGGGUGUACGCUCUGGCGACCAAGGACGUGUUCCGGCUGCUGCGCUCGCCCAAGCACCGGGGGGACGCCUUGGCCGUGUCGUGCUCCUUCUUCGAGAUCUACUCGGGCAAAGUGUUCGACCUGCUCAACGGCAAGGCCAAGCUGCGGGUGCUGGAGGACGGCAAGCAGCAGGUGCAGGUGGUGGGCCUGGUGGAGCGGGAGGUGGACGCAGUGGACGAGGUGCUCAAGCUCAUUCACCACGGCAACGCGGUGCGCACCUCGGGACAGACCUCGGCCAACCAGAACUCCUCCCGCUCCCACGCGGUCUUCCAGAUCAUCCUCAGGAGGGCUGGCGGACGCCUGCACGGCAAGUUCUCUCUCAUUGACUUGGCCGGCAACGAGCGGGGGGCGGACACCUCAAGCUCCAACCGGCAGACGCGCAUGGAAGGCGCCGAGAUCAACAAGAGCCUGCUGGCACUCAAGGAGUGCAUCCGAGCCCUGGGGCGCAGGGGCGCCCACCUACCCUUCCGGGCCAGCAAGCUGACACAGGUGCUCAGGGACUCCUUCAUCGGGGAGAACUCCCGCACCUGCAUGAUUGCCAUGAUCUCCCCGGGGCUCAGCUCCUGCGAGCACUCCCUCAACACCCUCCGCUACGCCGACAGGGUGAAGGAGCUGGGCGUGGAGGACAGCCCAGAGGCCCACCGGGCCCCCAACGAGGACGAGGAGAUGGCACCCUCCAGCGACGAGGAGGAGCACCAGCUAGCAGCGCCACCCGCAGACGACGUGGAGAUGUCCGGGGAGCUGUACAACGAGGCGGUGUCCCACCUCCAGGAGAUGGAGGAAGAGGUCCUGGAUCUGCACAAGACGGUCGUCGAGGCGAGCCACAACUGGCUCCAGCGGGACAUGGAGCAGCUCGCCAUGACCAACGACGUGGAUUACGAUUUGGACGUCUACGUGCAGAAGCUCAAGGACCUGCUCUGCGAGAAGAUCGAAGUCCUCAACAAGUUCAAAGAGAAAGUGGAGGGCUUCCAGCAGCAGCUGGCAGAGGAGGAGCUCAUGAGCAUGAACAUCAAGGCCCCCAAGUGAAGAAGCCCCCCCCCCCCCCCCCCCCCCCCCCUCCCCCCUCCUUUGUACAUACGUUCCCUAUGCACGUUUCCCCUUUUUAUCCCUAGGACUGCUUCACACCCCACAUGCAUGUACAUAGCCACCAGGAUAGGCUGCCCCCUUUUCCUGCUGUGGGGACGCGAAGCUACUGCAAUUUUAGAAAUAAAUUUGUUCUGGGCCUCUGCA